Micromonas commoda is the source of this 648-nucleotide messenger RNA. RefSeq lists its product with no specific name. The record is from RefSeq and is a predicted model, not a curated record. Gene Ontology annotation, cellular component: Golgi apparatus; chloroplast. The annotation marks the transcript as partial. Gene Ontology annotation, molecular function: calcium ion transmembrane transporter activity; manganese ion transmembrane transporter activity. The transcript has a single exon. Gene Ontology annotation, biological process: manganese ion transmembrane transport; Golgi calcium ion transport; calcium ion transmembrane transport. Lineage: Eukaryota; Viridiplantae; Chlorophyta; Mamiellophyceae; Mamiellales; Mamiellaceae.
GCCCUCGCCAAGACGGGAUUCACCGCCGCGUUCGCGCUCAUCUUCGUCAGCGAACUCGGCGAUAAGACGUUCUUCAUCGCGGCGCUGCUCGCCAUGAGGCUCGGUCGCUUCACCGUCCUCACCGGCGCCGUGUGCGCGCUCUCGCUCAUGAGCUUCAUCUCCGUCGCCAUUGGCAAGUUUUUCCAGCAGAUCCCCGCGGCGAUGACCACAACUUUGCCCGUGGGCGAGUACCUCGCCGUGGCGCUCCUGCUCUUCUUCGGCGUCCGCACCCUCAAGGAGGCGCUCGACAUCGACGAGGACGGCGACGACGAGGACGGUGAGCUCGCGGACGCGCAGGAAGCCGUCAGCAAGAGCGCCGGCGCGGGGAACAAGAAGACGGGCUUCAUCGCCGGGUUCUGGGAGACGUUCACGCUCGUGUUCAUCGCCGAGUGGGGCGAUCGUUCCAUGCUCGCCACGAUCGCGCUGGGCGCCGCGCAGUCGCCCCUGGGCGUGGCGCUGGGCGCCUCGGUCGGUCACCUCGUGGCGACGCUCAUCGCAGUCGUCGGCGGGGCGCUGCUCUCGGAGAAAAUCUCGGAGAGGCAGGUUGGCAUCACGGGCGGCAUCCUCUUCAUCGUCUUCGCGGUGGCCACCCUCGCGGGGGUGUUCUGA